This is a messenger RNA of Thlaspi arvense, 728 nucleotides long. The record is from the annotation of a GenBank genome assembly. Lineage: Eukaryota; Viridiplantae; Streptophyta; Magnoliopsida; Brassicales; Brassicaceae.
AUGAAUUUUAUCGAUUAUAACAGGGAGUACGGGCCACUUCCCCAGUUUAGCAACCUUUCCCUUUUAAAACUGACGAUUGGUUUAUUAAAUAUUGAUAUUCUGCCUACCCUUCUUGAGAGCUGUCCGAAUCUAAAAUCACUCGUCUUGUCGCUGGAUUUUGAUCCUUCGAAGGAGAAACCGGGAAUGAGACUCUCAUCCGUACCUCGGUGUUUGGUGUCAUCACUCGAGUCUGUAGAGAUAAAACGUUUCAACGGAGGGACUGCUAAGAUGGAAGUCGCAAGGUAUUUUGUAGAAAACUCAGUUAUCCUCAAGAAACUUGUUCUGCGUGUUGGGUUCUCUAGUAUACAACAAGGAUACUUCAUGCUGAGGGAUCUCCUUGCAUUGCCCAGGCGAUCUAACACAUGUCAGAUCUUAGCUUGUUGAAGGCUAGAAAGGGUCUAUGAUCCGACGAGACUGAGAGUUGCAUUUCCAGUUGGCUAUUUUGGAUUCUAUUAGGAUGUGUGUCUUUGUGAGCUUUUUGGUCAUUAGUUCUGGAUGAUGUUCGAGAAAUCUAUAACUGUUAAAGGUUUUUUUUUUUGCUGGUCUUCUCUUAAGCCAUGUCUGCAUCAGCAGCAAGUUUAACAUCCGAUGGCAUAAAAUUGCCACUUCAAUUGAUUAUAAGUUUUCUCCGUAACUUUAAAAAUUUGGAACAGUAAGCUUCAUACGGUUCAGUGGAAAACAGUUGGUUU